Molecule: messenger RNA, 669 nt
Organism: Aspergillus bombycis
Lineage: Eukaryota; Fungi; Ascomycota; Eurotiomycetes; Eurotiales; Aspergillaceae
Exons: 3
Coding region: 1-669 (222 amino acids)
Source: RefSeq, a predicted model, not a curated record
AUGGCCGGCUCACCUGCGACUGGCUCUAAGCCAGAGAAGACAAUGUCCUCACGUCUUCUUACGAUGAAAUUUAUGCAACGAUCCGCCGCUACAGCUGCCGCUAAAGAAUCGUCUCAGCCGCCUUCCACCGAAGGUUCAAACACUCCCACCCCAAAACGCCAAAGAUACGCACCCGGUGAACAAUCUUAUAGCCCGGCAGCUACACCCUCGAAGGAUCUUGAGGCUAUCUCGGCUGCUCUCGCGGCGGAAGAAGAGAAACGUCGGGAAGCUAUUGCGCGCCAGGCUGCGGAAUCAGGCGAAACAGAAUGGGUGCUUGAUUUUGGUGCUGAAGACCCUGUGAACCAAUAUGCCCCACCUCCCUUCGUAGUCGCCAAUGGUUCUCUCGACGCCGAUGAUGACGAUGACUUGGCAUAUGGAGGGAGACAGUCUUAUGGUAACUUCAAACGGAAGAAGAAGACUGAGACGCGCAACACGGGCGGUGAUGAGUCUGGUUCUGAGGAGGACGAGGAUGAAGACGAAGAUGAUGUCGAGUCUAUGAUCAACAAAGCCAAAGCAAAGGCCUCGAAACAGCCUCCGAAGGUCAAGCUCUCGAAAUUAACGAGUAUAUCUGGUGGACGUCAAGGUUCUGUUGGAGGCAACAAGUCUCAGAAGAAGCGCAAACACAAAUAA